This is a messenger RNA of Miscanthus lutarioriparius, 858 nucleotides long. NCBI's taxonomy places the organism in Eukaryota, Viridiplantae, Streptophyta, Magnoliopsida, Poales, Poaceae. The record is from the annotation of a GenBank genome assembly.
AUGGCGUCCGUACCACCCCUCCCAGCGGCCCUCGCCCCAUAUCGCCCUUCCGACGCUGCCGCCCUUCUCUUCCGCUCCCCCUCCUCCUCGCCCGGGGUCUCGCCUGCUUCGGCUACCCGGCGGCGCAGGUUCCCGGUGGUUGCCUCGGCGCGCGAGAUGCCGUGGCCGCACGUGCUGACGGUGGCCGGCUCCGACUCCGGCGCCGGCGCGGGCAUCCAGGCGGACAUCAAGGGGGUCCAUGCUGUGCCGGAGGAGUUCGUAGGGGAGCAGCUCAGGUCGGUUCUCUCCGACAUGUCGGUGGACGUGGUGAAAACAGGGAUGCUCCUUCAUCUGGAGUUGUUAAAGUUCUCUGUGAGAGUCUUAGGAAGUUUCCAGUCAAAGGCAGCUCUAGUGGUAGAUCCAGUCAUGGUGUCCACCAGUGGUGAUACUCUUUCAGGACCAUCUACUCUCGCUACAUAUAGGGAUGAACUGUUUUCUAUGGCUGAUAUAGUCACUCCUAAUGUGAGAGAAGCAUCUAAGUUACUUGGGGAUGUAUCAUUGCAUACAAUUUCUGACAUGCGCAAUGCAGCUGAAUCCAUCUACAAACUUGGUCCAAAAUAUGUGCUUGUGAAAGGUGGAGAUAUGCCAGAUUCAUCAGAUGCAAUUGAUGUAUUAUUUGAUGGUAAGGAGUUCACUGAGCUUCGUGGCCUGCGUAUAAAGACCCGUAACACACAUGGAACCGGUUGCACGUUAGCUUCAUGUAUUGCUGCUGAAUUAGCAAAAGGUGCAACAAUGCUGCAUGCUGUUCAGGUUGCGAAGAAAUUUGUGGAAUCUGCUCUUUAUCACAGCAAAGAUCUUGUGAUUGGAAAUGGACCUUAG